UCGGAUUGACAGAAGCCUGCACGUCUCCGUCUCCGUCAAUUUCCGUCGUUUUGACAGUUUGUUUGGUCCGCUGGUCGCGUUUUUCCAAACCCAAACAACUUCCUUGCUUUGCUUCCGUAGAGAAUCAUAAACCGAACUGAAUUCAGAAUAGAAUAAAAAUGUAACCAAAAGUCAAGCUACAUUACAUAAAACUGUUUAGUCAAAUUGUGUGUUUUAUUUGCAGAGUUCAGAUAAAUUUAGUAUUAAACCAUGACUCCGAAAGGUUCUUUCGAAAACCAAUAUGAAGAUUAUUCAGCAGAGGUUGCAUCUAAUAUCAUAAAUGAAUCUCGAGAUGGGAUAUCAGAAAAGUUUCAAACAAAAUUGCAAAAAUUUAAAACUGAGAAAUUACAAUAUCUAAAGGUUGAAAUGGCUCGUGAUAUAUUCCAUGAUGGUACAGUUUACACUGGAUCAGCGGGCCUAGCAUUAUUUUACUUAAUGUACUCUGUAAGAAAUGAUUUCAAUCAUGAAAUGCUUCAGGCUGCAUUGGAUUAUAUAGACAUUGACAAACUGAAAGGCCGUAAAAUUAGCUUCUUGUGUGGAGAUGCUGGACCACUUGCUAUUGCUGCUGUGAUUUCAUACAAACUUGGCGCUAAACAUAUUGAGCACAAGCUACCUGACUAUAACACUUUAGCACUUAGACUAAUGUCUCUAAUUUCUUUGAUAAAUGAAUCACCUGAUGAGCUUUUAUAUGGAAAAUCUGGAUAUUUAUAUGCACUAUUAUUUGUGAACAAACAUAUUUCUGUAAAGGAGAUAAUACCUGCGAAUCAUAUAAUAAAGGUUAUUGAUAGCAUACUUAUGGCCGGAAAGUGUUAUUCCAUAGCAACAAAAUCUAAGAGCCCCUUGUUAUGGAACUGGCAUGAUAAAGUGUAUUUUGGAGCAGCUCAUGGUAUGGCCGGGAUACUGUACAUGUUGUUACAGGCCCGAUCAUAUAUUAACAUAAAAGAAAUACGGAAUUACAUUAAACCAACAUUAGACUGGUUAAUGAAUCAGCGCUUUCAAAGUGGCAACUUCCCGUCGUCCUUGGGCAGUACGUCGGGAGAUAAACUAGUACAAUGGUGUCAUGGCGCUCCAGGAUUUGUGGCUUUGUGCAUUUUAGCUCACCAUGUAAAAAUAAGAAUUGUUUUUGAUGAAGAAAAAUAUAUGAAAAUAGCUCAGCAGUGUGGAGAUGUUGUAUGGCAAAGAGGCUUAAGCACAAAGGGAUACAGUAUAUGUCAUGGUGUGAGUGGAAAUGCAUAUGCAUUCCUACAACUAUACCAGGCUACAAUGAAACCUGAAUAUCUCCACCGAGCCUGUUGCUUUAUGGAAUGGUGUGCUGUGGCACGCUUAGGCACAGAACUGCAUCACCCGGAUAGACCAGCGUCAUUGUUUGAAGGAUUAAUAGGGCGGCUUUAUUUAGCUGAAGAAAUGUCUCACGUUUUAGAAGCAAAGUUCCCAGCAUUUACUUUGUAGAGUAAAUUCUAUUUAAUUAAAUAAUAAUAUCUCAUUGUAAAAAUA
Messenger RNA from Spodoptera litura, 1533 nucleotides. Its product is annotated as lanC-like protein 2. NCBI's taxonomy places the organism in Eukaryota, Metazoa, Arthropoda, Insecta, Lepidoptera, Noctuidae. Gene Ontology annotation, biological process: carbohydrate metabolic process; peptide modification. The record is from RefSeq and is a predicted model, not a curated record. Gene Ontology annotation, cellular component: plasma membrane.